Molecule: messenger RNA, 3278 nt
Organism: Aplysia californica (California sea hare)
Lineage: Eukaryota; Metazoa; Mollusca; Gastropoda; Aplysiida; Aplysiidae
Product: equilibrative nucleoside transporter 3
Biological process (GO): nucleoside transmembrane transport
Cellular component (GO): plasma membrane
Molecular function (GO): nucleoside transmembrane transporter activity
Source: RefSeq, a predicted model, not a curated record
UAGUUGCAGUAUUCAGUAUAAGUAUAAGCUUAGCUCUGGCUGGUGUGUGACUGGGAAGCAGAACGAUUUGGCCUAGCCUGGAGCCUAGAAUUAGAAUAAAAGCUUCCUCAAAGUGGAAAUAUUUUAUUACAGGAAUCUGCUGAUUUCUUUUAGAAUCAUAUAAAGGACAGGAAAGGUUGGAGUUUAGUUCUGACGCUCUUGCUUCAAGUAUCUCCCCUUUGUGACAUGAAGAGUCUGAAGCGAGGAUAGAGGCUGAGGAGAACUGUGAGCUAGAGCUGAUGGCGUACGAACAAGUCUACGAGGAGGAGGAGGAGGAGGAGGAUCCGGAGGAGACGCCCUUGAUUCAGUCCGGCUCUGGCCCCAAAGCUCCCCCAGAUAGUACUUUGAUUACAAGUUCCGCAACACCAGCUUGCCGAGCAAUGUGUCCUUCGACGGCAAAGGGCACACCACGGACAUGCAGGUGGUGUUUGAGAGCUACCUCUCAAUCGUGUCCAACGGCUCCAACCUGUUGUUCAUGAUCAUUACCUUGCUGCUGGUGAGGAGCAUCUCUGUGAAAGUUCGAAUUGUGGUGUCUACUGUGCUGAUGAUUACCAUAUUUGUCAUUACAACAUCACUGGUGGAGGUCGACACAGACUCUUGGCAACAAGUGUUCUUCAUCAUUACUCUGGUCAUGGCCGCCUUCAUGAGUGGUGUCCAGUCUGUGUUGACCGGAUCAGUGCUGGGCCUGUCUGCCCUCUUCCCUGCCAUAUACUCUCAGUCGGCUAUGAUAGGACAGGCUGCUGGUGGCACCUUCUCUGCGGUGGUCAGCAUCUUGACCCAUGCCACGGGCGGUGACCCCAUCACCAGCGCUCUCAUCUACUUCCUCAUAGCCUCAGUGGUGACAGGUCUCGCGUUGGUAGCCUACCUGUCCUUAUAUGCCCAGAAAUUUUCCAGAUUCUACAUGAUUGACCAAGUAUAUAUAGCUAGCAAAAUCAACGAAGAUAUACCAUCUUACCAUGACAUUGUUGGGAGGAAAGAAUAUCUUGGUGCAAUUCUUAAAAAGACGUGGAUGUACUGUGUCAGUAUUUGCCUCGUGUUUAUGGUGACACUGUCUGUGUUUCCUGCCGUGUGUUCUCUUAUAAAGUCAUACAGUCAUGAGGGCAAUGCAUGGACAGACACCUAUUUCACUCCUGUGGUGUGUUUUUUACUCUUCAAUGUUGGAGAUUUCCUAGGCAGACUGGUUACCUUUGUCUUCAAGUUUCCAGGGCCCCAUCGCCCACAACUCAUGCUCUUCAUGUGCAUCCUGCGCAUCGGCUUCAUCCCCCUGCUCAUGUUCUGCAACGCUCAGCCCCGCUACCACAUGCCCGUGGUGUUUGACAACGACGCCUACCCCGUGGUCUUGAUAUUAUUCAUGGGACUGACCAACGGCUAUCUCAGCACCCUGUGCAUGUCUUUUGGCCCAAUAGAUGUUCCAGACGAGCACGCCGAGGGUACUGGUAUGAUGCUGGCUCUAGCCAUGACCAUGGGACUAGCAGCAGGCUCUGGCCUCUCGUUCUUGUGCGUGUAUUUACUGUAGAGAACAGCUGUCUGCUAUGAAGGUACUUCCCAUCGGGACAGUGCCAAAAGAACAGCAAUUGUCUUUCAAAAUAUUUCUUACAGGACAUUUCCACUGGAGCAAUAGUUGUCUUUCAACAAGUUUCUUUCUUUCAACUUAUUUCAAGUGAACUGCUGUCAUCUUUAUGGACAUUUUUUCAAGGCUACAUUGAUCUAAGGAGGUCAUUCCAGCAGAUGGCAACUGAAUAUCUAUGAGAAUGGCAGUCAUCUUUAGGGAGGUGUCCCACCAGAGGACAGCUGAUCGGUCUUGGUGUAUCAUCUUGAAAACAAGAAUGGGUAGUCAUUUACUGUACUAAAUUACAGUAACUGAAAUUUAUUUUAUUCCUUUUACUUUUACACCAUUCUUAUGACGUAGAGCUCGGGGCCAUAAUCGUUUUGCUGGGAAUGACACCCUGAACAUGCACAAAAAGAAAACUGUUGGACGUAGCUCACUGACUGCCGUUACCGGAGUGUAUCCAGGAUGAGAUUAUGUAAUAAAAUUGCCGAACCCGGAGGCCCUCCUGUAUGGACUUAAUAAUUUUGUUCCAUAUUCAUCCCGGACUGCAACCGGGUCUGGCAGUUUACAGCAGUUAGGGAAGCCAUUUCAACGUUAUAAAUUACGCCGCAAUAUUUUUGAUGCGUUAGCGGACGGAUGUGAUGAUGAGCCUUUUCAUGGUGUUGGAUCAGACAUUGAAAUAGGUGAAUUAGAUGAAGAUAGCUAUGCUGACCCAUCAUUUUGUGUUCGGGAAGGUAAAAGAAGGCAAAGAUUACCUGAUUCUAGUGCUAGUACUAGUGUGCCAGGAUCUAGAUCUAGUCCUAGAUCUAAAUCUAGUACAAAGAAGAACUAUCAUAUCUAAGGUAAACCAUAACAAAAGUGGUGGUGUUUCUAUCUGUUGUGUUUGUUUGAUUAUUAUUUGUGUCCAAAACAAUAUAAAACACAACACAACUAGCCUAAACAAACAACUAUGAACAACGACAUGUUAAUUUCACGUUUUUAUUUUUUGUCAAAAAUUUACCAUUUUUCAAAAAAUCGUUUAAAAAACACAAACUACAGCAUAUAUUGGAAAGAUAUUUGGCAUGAGUACACUAAAGCAUGUAAAUAUGUAAAUGCACAGCACACAAAAGUUCAAAUCCUUAAGAACAAUAGUUUUUGAGUUACGGGUUUUUUUGUGUGUGUGUGAAAACGCUCUAAAAACCUCGGCAGACCACCACUGUUGAGGCUCCAUACUCCAUGGGCCUGGCAGUCAGUGAGUUAAAGUGCUGCGUUGUGAAUACACACGAUCAGCGCCCCAUGGUAAUUUUCUUGUCAGUGUAGUAGUAGUAGUAAAUACAACAUCAAUAACUAAGUGUAAACACACUUUUUAAUGGAGAUUACUUGAGAUCUCUUCUGUCCUUUGGUUCUUGCUGUGAUUUAUGUUUUAUUGGUUGUUGUUUUUUUUAGGCAAGUGUAUUGUACUUAACGGCUUUGCAGCUGAAUAGACAGUUUCCUGACACAGCAUUAUAUUGUAGUAGGCCUACUUAGAAAAAGAGCACAAGAAAACUCUAGCCCAUCAGAACUUCCAGGCUGUGGUCAGUCUGUGGUCACUGAUUCUUCAUUGACGUAAGACUGCUAAUUUGUCCUAUUACAGCCUCUGACUGGCAUCUGUGGUGUAAUGGUUAGGCACUUUGCCAUUUCAUGCAGGAGACCCGUGUUCAAUUCCCAAGUU